AUGGAGAUUUUAACACCAAGUUCUUACUUUUCUAAUUCAACUUGGUUGCUUGAGGAGAGCAGGAGUACAAAAUGGACUCCAGCUGAAAACAAGGCCUUCGAGAAUGCUCUUGCUCUAUACGAUAAGGAUACGCCCGAUAGAUGGCAAAAAGUCGCCAAAAUGGUUCCAGGGAAAACUGUGGGGGAUGUGAUGAGGCAAUAUAAGGUAUUGGAAGAUGAUGUUAGUAAUAUAGAGGCAGGGCUAAUUCCAAUUCCUGGAUAUAGCAUGUCUUCGCCUUUUACACUUGAAUGGGGGAGUGGCCGCGGAUUUGAUGGAUUCGAUCAUGCUUAUAUUUCCGAGGGAAAGAGAUCCUCUUCGAUUAGGCCUAAUGAACAUGAAAGGAAAAAGGGUGUUCCAUGGACAGAAGAGGAGCACAAGUUGUUUCUGAUGGGGCUUAAAAAGUACGGAAAAGGGGAUUGGAGAAAUAUCUCGCGCAAUUUCGUGAUUACUAGAACACCAACACAAGUUGCUAGCCAUGCCCAAAAGUACUUCAUCAGGCAACUUUCUGGAGGAAAAGACAAGAGAAGAGCGAGCAUUCAUGAUAUAACGACGGUUAACCUCAACGAGAAUCAAAACUCUUCACCGGAGGAUAAAAAACCGCCUUCACCGGAGCCAUCUGUUGUUCUUCCACAGCAGUCGAAUUCUGCUCCAAUGCAUAAACAUCCUUUCCUCUGGAAUAAAUCGCACAAUGAUGCAGUCAUUGAUGGCUUUCAACCAGGAGGAGGCCUUGGAAAUAUGUUCUCUCCCUAUGCAGUGAAUUCUUAUGGACACAAAAUGCAGGGGCAACAUAUCCAAAGAGGUGGGAUCCAUGAAUCAUUAUUGGGAUCUCAGAACAUGGUUUUUCAGAUGCAAUCAGGGCAUUAUUUUCCUCAUGCAUGA
This is a messenger RNA of Fraxinus pennsylvanica, 918 nucleotides long. The record is from the annotation of a GenBank genome assembly. NCBI's taxonomy places the organism in Eukaryota, Viridiplantae, Streptophyta, Magnoliopsida, Lamiales, Oleaceae.